CAGGAUGAGAUGAUAUGCGGACAAGUUAGAUCGAAGACCAUUGACAUUACCUACCAUUAUCUAUUGGAAACAAUUGUCUUACUAAUAUAAUAUCCCAGAGAAAAUAAGAUACUACUAGCAAUGAUGCCUUUCAAUGGAUGCAGCACCAUGGCUGGAAUUAACGAGGACUGUCUUUCCCGGAAUAAGCUUUGAUAUCUUCUUGAAUAUAUCAGUAGUACGACAGCACAACAGUACACCAGACGGUGGCCUUUACUGUUUCCAGAAGAAGAAGAAGAAGUAGUAUCUACUACCUGAAGAGUGACAUGUGACCCAGCUUGAUUGUGAGUCCAAGUGAACACUGAUUUACGGUUUGAUGCACUUGUACCUAAGGAGCUUAGACUGGCUUCGUCUGUGGCUCCAGGCAACGCUGUCAUCGCUGCAGCUGAAUUUCUGGAGAGGGAGUGAAGUGUCAAAAGGAGAUAUGUGCAGCAGAGCUCACUGACAUUAAUUGAAUGAUCGAUGUAUUAUGAUUACCAACUAGCAUGCUUGAGAUAAAGGCACAAUAACUACACAGCCACUGUCACAACCACUGUUAGAUGUACCUUCAAUGAACACAUUCAUGUAUUGGCGAUAGGAGCAGUUUACACUAGCAAUACCACCAAGAAAGCUUCAACAAUCAGACAAAACAACACUUAAUAUGUUUCUGGAGCACUUAAUUCAAGUCUUUUACAACUGGGAAAGCAAAAUUAUGUGAUAUAUAUUUUUUUGUGACAAAAAAAUUAAACUUUGUCCAAGCAACUGAUAUAACUUUGUAAAAGUAGUAAAAGUAUUCCCAAACCACCGAAAUAACCAAUUCUUAUAAACGAACAAAAAAUAAUUUGUCACUAUACUUGAAAUUAUAAAGCAAUAUAAAACCCAAAAUUGAUCUAAUUUGAAAAAAAUGUAAAUGAUGUCUUAUGAACAUCUGUGGCAGAUAACAUUGUUCAGGAUUUCAUUUCGUUACCACCUUUUUGUGCCACCACAACUGCAACAGACUCUGCAACAAAGACAUUAGAAACUAGCUGUACAAUAUUCAAAGCAGGGAAAUCACUGCAACAUGAACUACUAUUUUUUAAACACACAAAUUAAUUGCAGCAAGUAAAUACAACAUUCUCAAAAUCUACAACCACAUCAAAGAAAACGCUUCUUGUUAGCUAAGAAACUAAUCAUCUACAAGCUUUUUUCAAGUUCAACUUUUUAAAGUUGUUGUUUUACUGUCUAUACCUUGUGCUGGGGGAAAUGUUGCUUUGCGGGAAUUAGAUGCAACUUCUUCAGCAUCAAAAGUCACAUCCUCAUUGCUUGAAAGAAUACUAUCACUGCCAGAAAGUCUAUUUUCUACAAGCCUUUUCUUGAAACCUGCCAUCGUGUUGCUGCUAUAUUUUGCCGUGAAUCACAGCUUGUUGCCAUGGUGGUGAAAACAGCAGGGUUAGAACCACAACCAUAUCCAGCAAUGUCUCAGGGAACAGGACCAAGUGUGUCCACAUCAUACCCACAUGAAGUUAUUGAGAGUGAACAGGGCUUUUGGCAGCAUUCCUAUGCACCUUAUGCAGUGGGCUUUGGCUGUGCAGUAUUUGUUAUAUUACUAGCCAUUAUAUGCUACUGUUGCUGCAAAGCAUGGCGCGCCAAGCAUUUACGGGACGAGGAGAAACGAAUAUGUAUGUAUCCACCCAUCAAACCAGAAACUCAAGAGGGUCAAUUAAUCCAACCAGAGUCCGGCUAUACGUACGCAUCGCUUGCUCGGAGUGAACCUAUUAAGAUAAAGACCAAAGGACUACAAGAAAGGAGAAGCUCUUCUCAGUCUCUCACACUUGACAUCAAUGCUCCAACAGAAACAGUCAGAUGGGUAGCCUCACCUCCAAGAGAAAGCUCUGUACAAGAAUACUUAGAGUCAGCAGGCAACAGAAUGACGAGAAAACAACUCAGAAAUUCAAUUAAAAAUUUCCGUGCCCUCCACGAAGAAUUCUGGGACAUUCCAAUGAACCAUCCAGAGAGUGUUGAGGUCCCAGGUUCAGCGGCUAAAAACAGGUAUAGCACGAUACUACCAAACCCACAGACUAGAGUCUCACUUCCACCGAUCAGCGGCGAUCCACUAUCUGAUUACAUCAAUGCAAAUAUCAUCAGGGGGUAUGAUCGAGAGCCCAAUUCUUUCGUCGCCACUCAAGGCCCAAUGGCUCACACCCUAGCAGACUUCUGGAGGAUGAUCUGGUUUACCAACGCGCCGGUUAUCGUCAUGGUAACCAAAAUCAAAGAGAGGAAAAGAAGUAAAUGUGAGAUGUAUUGGCCUCAAGGGCAAGGUUUCUAUGGUGAUAUUGAUGUGACAGUGGAAGAGACAGUUCCCAAAGAUGAUUAUAUACUUAAAAUAUUUACAUUGAAGUACUUAAAUGAAUGUCGUCAGGUUUUGCAUUACUGGUACACUGCAUGGCCGGACAAUAAACCUCCCGAGAACCCAGUCACUCUGCUGGAGAUGAUACGUGAAGUGGAAUUCAGCAGGAUAGACCCUACGCUUCCAAGAGGACCAGUCAUAGUCCAUUGCAGUGCUGGACUAGGUCGGACAGGGUGUUACAUUGCAAUCACUAUUGGUAUGAGACAGAUGGAUGAGGAGAGCAUGGUUGAUAUACUAGGCAUUGUAUGCCAGAUCAGACAAGAUAGAGGAGGAAUGAUCCAAACAAACGAGCAGUAUGAAUUCAUUCAUCAAGCUCUUUGCCUCUAUGAAAAAUGUCUGCCACGAAGAGAAUCUAUCACAGGGACAGAGUGAAGGCGCCCUUCACCCGGCAAGCGAGGUCUUCGUAUUCAAUCCAUUCAACAUAGAACCAACAGCAUUAUAAUGCUCUACUAUUAUUUUACUUAAGCAUUCAUCAUUGCUAUGAGCCAUAUUCAUUAUAUUUUGGAGAGUAAACAAAAUCAUGAUGAAAUUAGGCCUUAUUGGCCAUUUUUAGCACCAUUUUUUCAAGAUAGAUUUUAAAUCUUUCCAGGGCUGUGGUACAUUGAAGAUAUAAUUAAUUUUACAAUGGAUUGAGAUUGUAGGUCUAUGACAGACUCUUUACUAGAAAUCAUAAUCAAUUGUAAUAGUAUAUUGUUUCUCUUUUGACCACUAUGCCCAGAAAUAGACUACACUGUUGUCAUGGAAACAUGCCAAUGAAGGCAAUUUAUGAGUACCUGAGAGUGAAAAGUCAUUUUUACUUACUACCAGAUUUUGGAGGAGAAUUUUCUAUAAAACAAAAUUCAGGAGAGACAUUUUUAAAGGCUAUGUUGAUCAGUAUUUCAUCAUCAUUUUGCAAAUCUUUUUAUCGUAUCUCUUGAAAGCUAAAUUAAAUUGUGUCAGGAAAAUAUCUUUUUAAACCUCAAGGGAAUCUCAACAUAUAUUGAGAUCUAUGAAAAGAAAUAUAAUUCUUUUUUUUAAAGAAAUUGUAAAUUAAUAGUUUGUGGCACAUCACAGUUCCGAGUAUAAUGUUAAUUUAUCUUUUCAUUGAAAUUUCCAGCCUUGAUACAAAUUAUAACAUGAGGCGUUAGAAGAGUUUUCAUUUGAAUUUUUGUUUCACUGUUAAUCUGUAUUAUUAUUUUAACUUAUAUAGUUUGUAACAGAUAUCUAUUUUUUGAAUCAUAUAUGAAAAUAAUAUCAAUCUUAAUAUAUUGAAGUACAUACAUUAUAAGAAUAUCAUUCCUAGCAAUUAUUUAUAGCAGUAUUUGAUUUUGUUUAUGCUUGUCGGAAUUUUACUCAUUUAUUAAAAGUAGCUAGUAUACCUUGCUUAUAUAAAUAUGAUUUUGUAAACUUGAUGUAUAAUUAUGUUUUAUCUAUCGAUUGGAAAUGAUGUUAAGUUGACAAAUUAAGUUAUGAAAUAUUUUAUUUUCUAAAUCAGUUAUUAGGUCAUGUAAAGCUUGAGUAUAGCUUUGUAAAGAUGGCUCUUAUGUUAUUUUUUUUUUAAAUUGGUAUAACUCAUCUAUUCUUGCUGCACUUGUUUUGCCAUUUAGAGCGAUUUCACCUUUCUUUACAAUGGGUUACUAAGUUAAUCGGUACAGUACUCUUCAUUUCUUGGCUUUUUUAAAUCUAAUACUAACUAAUUAUUUUUAAAAAGAUCAGUUCUCACUCAAAUUGGCAACAACCAUCAUUAUUAUUUCCUCUCAUACACUUGGUAAACUAUGGGCAAGAUCAGCCAUCAUUCCUUAAAUUGGCAAUAUCUACUGUUUCCUAUCUCAUACACAUGGUGAGUUUUUAGUUAGAUGAAUGCAUGUAAUAAUGCAUAAUGACUCAAACUUAAGAUUUGUCCUCACAUCAUUUAUGAUUAUAUUGUCAAAUUUACAUGAUAUAAUGAGAGAAAUGGAUUAAAUCAUUUUAAUUCAGUAAGCAAAUACUCACUGUUGGUGAAGGUGGUGGGCAAACUAUCUUUUUUUAGGCAGCUGAAUCGCUGAGAAAAAAAAUCGCAAUUACACCAAGGAAGUGAUAGUUUGCCUCGUCACCUAAAAUUGAGAUGACAUUAUAUGCUAGUUUUGCAGUUGGUUGAUUUAUUUGUGUCUUACUAUAAGCUAUGUGGUGACAUUUCCAAAGCCUUGACUGCCUUGCCUUGGCAUGACAGAGAUGACCCAUUAUGGAGAACCUGUUACCACAUAAUUGCCAAGUGUUUUAAUCUUAAAGUGAAAGAUGCAAAAUAAUUUCCAUGAACUGAAAAGAGAAAGAUAACAGUAUGAAAUUAAUGUUAAUGAGAUAUUAAUCAGGCCUACCUUAAAAUUUGCCAUGAAUAUUGAAUAAUUUAGAUGAAACCUGACAAUACAAAGACUAAUAUUCUUAUUUAGUCUGGAAUGAAACCCAGGUAACUAUAUGAUGUUGAAAAUUCUUUCUAAGAAGUUUAGUCAUUGAGUGCAAUAUGUUAUCAACUAGACAUUGUUCAGAAGCAGAAGGGCAUUAAUCGACUUGUAAAUGAUAUUUUAUUAAAUGAUGGUUUGAUUCAUGAUUGUAAAUUUGUAGUGACAGUGACUAUUACUAAUAUUUCUCCAAACUAGACUAAUAUCGAUAAUGUACUACUUGCAUUCUUUGAAAGGAUCCAAUUUAUAUUUUAUGGGUGUCAAUACAACAAUCAUAAAUGGUUGGCAAGUCUAAAUCUGCAAUUAAUAUUAAGAUUAUAAUGUUUUACCUGGUUAUCAGUAUUCAUUAAUUUGGUUUAAAAAGUUUUUUUUUUUUAAAUUCAAAAUUAUAUAUUCAGUGUUUGAAUAAUACUAUCAUUAUAAUAUAUUAUGUGACAUAUAGGUGAUAUUCCCUUCAAUUGAAUCCAAGUUAGAGAAUGAAUCCUAGAAUUUAUGGUUUUAUACAUAAUUUGCUGCUUUGCUAUGACUUAAAUUGACCAGCAUUAGUAUUAUUUUCUAAGCUUAACCAUGGUUUCAAUUAAUGGGCAUGGUUGAAAUUCUGGGGCCGGUCUUACAAAGAGUUGCGAUUGAUCCGAUCAAUCGCAACUAUGGACGGCCAGCAACAUCACUAUCUAUUAUGCAUGUUUGUUCAAAAUAUUUUAUAGCUAUGAUGUAUAUUCAUGCAUUCAUUGUUUUCUUGAAAAUUCACUGUGCUUCUCUUGUUUACAAAGGACAUUGUUCAAAUUUCCUGUAGAAAAAAUUAUGACACUGAUGGAUUUCCAUAUAGUAACGAUUGAUUGGAUCAAUUGUAACUCUUUGUAAGACAGGGCCCUGGUUUGACCACUGAAGUCAUGAUGGCUCACUCCAUACUUUGAAAAUGUACUCCUUGCUUAAAUCCUGAUUUGAAAGAAAGUAAUGUUUCAAACCAUGGUUUAAUAACAGUUAUUUAAACCAGGGUUUGAGCCAGGGUGUUACACUAUAGAUUAAGAUAUUCCAUGGUGUUGACUAAACUGUGGUUAAAAAUUAGUCCACUUUGAUAAAAAAUGCUGGUUUUCAGUGCAAACGGAUGGUGACUUUGUACAUUGUAUGAGAAAUUUACCUAGAGAACACAAAAAGCAGCUGUAACAUUAUAUAUAUUAACUUCAUUUAUAUGUACUAAUGUGUAGUUUUAUGUAUUUGUGACUAGAAAAAGAAUAUAGACUAUAUAGACUUAUUUAUCUGUGAAUGUACAUAAAUGUAUGUAAACUUUUUAAAGUACAAAUAUCUUUAGUACAGGACUCCAUAGCAGCACAAAAUAUUUGAAUGUGCUGUAUGCAAUAUACUGACAGACCAAUGUAAUAUAUGUUAUCUAUAUAUUUAUAAGAAUUAGUGAGAUGCGCCAUGGACUGAUGAAAGGGGGUCGUGCAUUAUUGAUUGCAAUCAUGUUCAAGAAAUUUUGUAAAUAAGAUGAAUUUAUAUAAGAAAAUGAUUGAAUUUUGUGUAUACUCCGUGCUAUAUGUAUUAUUGUAAAUUAAAGUAGGAAGUGGUAGGAAUUUGCAACUCAGAAAGGCAAACGUGGCACUUGGAAAAGCAAAGAAUUUAGAGAGUUGGUUGAAAUGUUUUUUUCUUGGUUUAUUUUGUAGUUGAUCAUACUUCUGUUUCACAAGUAUAUUUAAUAGUAUAAAUUUUUCAUCAAUAUAAAGAAAGUUUUUACCUAGAAAGAGAAUGUCAGUAUCAAGAGAAAGAAAGUAUUCAUCAGUAAAUAGAAAAAAGUUUUCAUCAAUAGAACAAAAAAAAGUUAUCUUUAAUAGAAAGUUUUCAUCAAUU
Messenger RNA from Lytechinus pictus (painted urchin), 6660 nucleotides. Its product is annotated as tyrosine-protein phosphatase non-receptor type 5-like. Gene Ontology annotation, biological process: signal transduction; peptidyl-tyrosine dephosphorylation. The record is from RefSeq and is a predicted model, not a curated record. Bases 1424 to 2773 code for a protein of 449 amino acids. Lineage: Eukaryota; Metazoa; Echinodermata; Echinoidea; Temnopleuroida; Toxopneustidae. Gene Ontology annotation, molecular function: protein tyrosine phosphatase activity; protein kinase binding. The transcript is spliced from 12 exons. Gene Ontology annotation, cellular component: cell junction; plasma membrane; cytosol.